This is a messenger RNA of Tetrahymena thermophila SB210, 3414 nucleotides long. RefSeq lists its product as hypothetical. The transcript has 11 exons. The record is from RefSeq and is a predicted model, not a curated record. Lineage: Eukaryota; Ciliophora; Oligohymenophorea; Hymenostomatida; Tetrahymenidae.
AUGAGCAAUCAAAAGAAUUUAUCUAAAAAAUUUACAGUUGUUUAAAGUAAAAAAAGCUAAAGAAAUUUAUCAGCAUCCUCAAAAUAAAUAGAAGGUUUAAGAAUUACUCAAGAUGAAGAUAACAAUAACGUUAAUCUCAAUUAAAAAUCACUGCACGAAGCUCUUAUUUAUGAGUAUCUGUCUAAAACCAAAAUGGAGGGAAUAUUAUUAAAUGCUUUAAAAUCAACGAUUAAAGACGAUCUAAUCCCAAAAAAUCCAUAUUGCAGCAUGAGUAGAUCUUUGAUUGCUUCCAACUUAAAAAGCGAUUUAGUUGCUAAUUUUGAAAAUUUAGCUAAGCUGUUCAGAAAAAACCCAGUGGCUAAAGAAGGACCAUAUAAAUUGACAUCUGUGAGCUUUUAAAAUACAACCAAAAUAUAUGGUUUGAAACAUAUUCUAGAGCUCAUAGAUAUGCCAAGAUUUUCAUUAUUUUUUGAUGCGAUAGAUGACUUACUACCAGACUAUAAAAUAGAUAGCAAUAAUGUUGUUAUAAAUAUAUCUAAUAGCAUUAGUGGAGGACUUAUCUUUAAAAGCGAGUUAUUUCCUUAUGCAAGUUCUCAUUCAAAAGAUUUGGAGAUCUUUUGUGAAGUUUUCAUCACUUGUGGAUCAGUAGAACAAGCUAUAGAUUCCUAUGCAAAAUUCAUUUUGUAAGAUAUAAUAAGCAUUUGUGAUUAGUAGAAUUAACAUAUCAUCAAAGAGUUUGUAUUCUAUUCUUAUAAUUAAGAGGCCUCUAAGAAAUAUGAAAAAAAGGGUUGGGAAAUUUAAGACAUCAUCACUGACUAAAACUCAUUUAUGUCUGAUAUUAAGAGAUAUGUCUAAAACCAAUAAUAAAUAUAUUUCAAAGGAUAUAUGAAAGUUAUAAGAUUUGAAGAUGGAGAUCGUUUACAGGGAGACGAGUAAGACAACACUAGUGCAUAUCUCUCAAGGCCAGCCUCAAAUAGUAUGCUCGAGAGGCAUGGUGAAACAAGAGGAAGGAGGAAUAAUACCUCUUUGAAUAAAAAUUUAUACCAGUACAUAGAAGUUUACAAAAGUUACAAUUUGCAUUUCACAAAAAACUAAUUUAAUAAGCAGGAAAUAUUUAGCUUCGGUGCUUAACCUCUAGGUAGUUUACUUAAAGGUGUUUUUGUUAGUUAGGAAGCUUGUGUCGAUUAUGCAAAAUUCUUCUAUCAACCUACACAAAGCUAUUUUAAUUCAAAGGAUUUUGGUAAAUUUGUUGAUAGCUAGCUUCGUUUAGUUUACAAAUAUUGGUAAGAUCAAAAUAUUAUGGCUUGUAGUUGGGAAUUACUUUAUAUGGCUUUAGCAGUGCAAGAUGAUGAUUUAAGAAGAAAUUUGGUUGAUAGCAUAAUUUAGAUUUUGAGUUCGGAUUUAUCUGGUCUUGUUGCUCUCUCUAAGUCAAACUAGAUAAUUAGAGCAAUCAUGGAACUUUAUAAUGAUACAUCAACUAACAACCUCAAAUCUAUUAUAAUUUCAUCUUAUAAAGUAUAUAAAUAGAAACUGCUUUCUAUCUAUGCCAAAGCUUCAAAUAGUGAUAUUCUGAGAAAUAGAGAAUUUGUUUAUUUAUUGUUUAAGGAAAUAGAAGAUGAGCAUGGAGAAAUGAAUUUCUCAAAGAAAACAACGCUUGUAUUGAAAACUCUACACACAGUAACAAAAUACACUGGCUAAGGAAAUCUCCAACAAGUUGGAUCUCUAGUUAAAAAUGUACCUGAUUACAUCAACUAAACACUGAAAAAAAGAAAGUUUAUAAGUGAGAACGAAGACACGUUUAUAACUUAUGAUUAGUUUUUGGAAAAAAAGUAAAUUUACAAAGUGCUUGAUGUUAAAUCUGAUGUCCUAGAAUUUAAAAGAUCAGCACAAGGAAGAGAUUUAUAAACAUAAGAUAUUGAAGAUAAGCUAAUAUUAACUUAUUUUGAUAAAUAUGAUGUAUACGAUACUUUAUAUGUCAUCCUAAGAGAAAUAUUUUUUGGUCAACAAUUACCAAACCCUAUUCCUUCUGUUAUACUAAAAGUAGAAGCUAAGGCUUUAAAAUAUUAAAUUUUUGAAGUCAAAGGAACCAAAAUAGCUGAGACAGUUUUAAGAGAAUUUGAUGAAAGUGAUUAGGUAGAUUCUUCUGUAAUCAAGAAUGCAACACCAAAUGUGUAUUAAUAUAGAAGUUAGAAAAUGAGCUUAGAAAAAUUAAACCCAGUUUAUGGACUAAAAGAUGCUCUAGCUUAUACAGCAUUCGAUGAGAUGUCAAUGAGAUAUAAAUUUUUGAAAGGCUGGCUUGAUAUAUCCAAAACUCCUUUGAAAAGGAGAGUUCCAGAAGCCUAUCAACUUGAUAAUUUUAUCGCUGUUUCUACUUAUAAUCUAUUUUAACACUCAUAAAUCACAAAGAGACCUUAUAUCGAAUGGAAUUUUUGUUAAGAUAUUGUAAUUAGAGGCCCUAAUGAAAUUUAGGCUCAAAAUAUCUUCUAUGAUUUAUUGCUAACUUACGUAUUGUGGUUGAAUAAUGAAUCUAAUCUAGUUGUGAUAGGAUUUUUUACAGAAUCAGAAAGAAUAAAACCUGUACUUACUAUAGAAAACAUACUGAAAGAUUAAAAUAGUGAUGGAAUAAGAUUUUAAUUAGCCAAAAUAUUUGAUGAAGGUGAAAGAAUAUACUUGAAAUUUAUCACAGACUACGACUAAAGAUUCAAAGUAGUUGUUAUGAGUAUAAAUUUUAUCUUCCUGGGAGAAGGUAAUAUGGAACCAAAAAGUCUGUUAAAUACAGAUAACCCAGAUACCUACUUAAGAGUUUUCUUUGAGAAAGAUGCCAUUCUAAAGUGGUAUAAAAUAUUUGAAUACAAAGAUAAGUAUGUAAAAAAACUAAUUGUCAAAGAGUAGAAAAGACUUUUUUAUAUCGGUUCUUUAAAUAUGGCAAUGAAAUUAGAGCUUUGUAAAAUAUAUAUUAAUUACGAAUAGCCAAGAUACUUUAUAAGAGCCUUUAGAAUUCUUUAUUCCAUGACAGAAUAGCUUUUUAAUUUCAGCAAAGAAGCUGAAAACUUUAUUCUAAUUUUUUCAUAUAUUUUAUCAAAGUAACCAUCACAAAUAGGUUUUCCAAACCAGCAAAACCAAAAAAAGUAUAAUCUAGAAAACAUUAAAGCCUACUUCUAUGAAUGGAAUGAAUCUCUUAAGAAGCUUUUAUACAACUAUGAUAACAUUUAUUUUGAGAGUUUGAGCCCUACAGUAGUUAAUUAAUUGAAUAUUCUUGAAUUAGCUUUCGACUCAAAGAGUAAAAAAAUUAAAGACUACCAAAACCCACUAUUAAAAAUAGCAGGAAUCUGCUCUAUAAUGGCUGACUCAUUGAUAUUGACUCACAAAAAUCUUUUAUCUGAUGACUAUGAUUUUGAUAUUCUUUGGGGUUGA